AUGGCCUCAUCACGCGACGCCCGUGACCAGCGCUCACUGUCUGGUUCCCCAGAUCGAGACCGCGAUCGGCGGCGAGUUCCCCGCGAGGACGACCGCCACAGGAGCUCCCGCCAUCGCGAGGACGACCGCCGAAGCUCUCGUCGAGACAGCUCUCGGCGACGCUCGUCACGCAGUCCACGCAGAGAGCGGGACCGUCCACAUCGGGAACACAAGGACGGCUCUACAGACGAGCGAAGACACAGACACCGCAGCCACCGUCACCGUGACAGACGCGAGCACGACGAUGAGGAACGGCCAUCAAAGAGACACCGCAGUCCACGCUCGCGCUCUCCUCGACGAUCACGCAGUCCGCCGCCACCACAACCACUCCAACGGCGUGGCCCAUUGCCCUCACAAUCCGACGCAUUCACUGCAACAGACUCAGACGCACCACCAGCUCCCGAAAUGCAAAAGCCCAAUUUCAGCAACACCGGCCGGCUCGCGGCUGAAAGCAACACGGUGCAAGUCCAGGGCGGCCAAGGAGUUGUGCUGAAAUACCACGAACCUCCAGAGGCUCGCAAGCCCCCUCCGAAAGAGGCCUGGCGACUCUAUGUAUUCAAGGGCGAAGACCUGUUGGAGAUGGUGGAGCUGGGAGGGCGCAGCUGUUGGCUGAUUGGGCGGGAGAGGUUAAUCGUUGAUUUUCCGCUUGACCACCCCAGCUGCUCGAAGCAGCAUGCUGCGCUUCAGUUCCGGUUUGUCGAGAAACGGAAUGAAUUCGGGGACCGUAUCGGCAAGGUCAAGCCGUACCUUAUCGAUCUGGAGAGCGCGAAUGGGUCGAGUGUCAAUGGGGAAUCUGUCCCGGCUGGCCGCUAUGUGGAGGUCAUGGAUAAGGACGUGCUACGGUUUGGGCUGAGCUCGCGCGAGUACGUGAUGAUGCUGCCUCCGAGCUGA
Penicillium riverlandense is the source of this 930-nucleotide messenger RNA. Its product is annotated as putative FHA domain protein SNIP1. Gene Ontology annotation, molecular function: protein binding; mRNA binding. The transcript has a single exon. Bases 1 to 930 code for a protein of 309 amino acids. Lineage: Eukaryota; Fungi; Ascomycota; Eurotiomycetes; Eurotiales; Aspergillaceae. The record is from RefSeq and is a predicted model, not a curated record. Gene Ontology annotation, cellular component: nucleus. Gene Ontology annotation, biological process: mRNA splicing, via spliceosome; maintenance of RNA location.